Paramuricea clavata is the source of this 5344-nucleotide messenger RNA. The record is from the annotation of a GenBank genome assembly. NCBI's taxonomy places the organism in Eukaryota, Metazoa, Cnidaria, Anthozoa, Malacalcyonacea, Plexauridae.
AAAGUCUUUAAUGCUCUUAGUGAUAGAUUUGUGGAUAGACAUUUUGAAUUUCUCUACGUAAAUAUGGAACUCACAGAGUGAUGAAUGAGGCCAUGUGGCGGAAUGACUAGGUGUUUUCUUCACGAACACUUUAGUAGGCUGUGAACUCCUUGCAACGCGAAUUGAAAUAGUUGAUCCCAAAUGGGGUUUCAGUUGUUCCACCGCGUCGUCGUAUUCUUGUUUUGUUGAACCACGAACAAAUCUCUGUCCAGAUUGGCGGAAGGUACGAUAGGUGACAACUGGUCCGGGAAACUGAAGAAUGGCAGUUUUAACAUCGGCACACGUUGGUUGUCUUCUUGGGGCGUCGCAAACAUCAUGAACAAUUGACUUAAUAAACUAAAGUGAAAAAAAUAGUGACUCGUAAAUUUGAGGAAAAGUAAAUGUAUUAUAUCAUUAAAGCUAGUAGCUAUUGCUUACUAAUAUUAUAUGAACAUGUUUAUAUUUACCUGGCAUAUCAAAUUUUUUUGAGUCUCAAGGUAGGUAACAUACUUCUCAGCGCGCUGUAAGGUUUGUAAGUCAAUAACAGUGGGGAUGGGAUCUUCAUCGUGUCCAGCACUUACGUUCGUAAACGCAGCAGUGAAUACAUGGAGUGCAGCUGCAACACGCGGAACCAAAUCCAUGUGUUUUGAUUUGGGUGGGAUGACAGAACCGUCCUGUAUUGCUUCAUUGACUUCCGUGACGAAGGCGUCCUUUUUGUUCUUCAGGAAAUGCUUAGCUUCAUCGUGGAACUCAUAAGCAUUUUGUUGAUUUUGUUGGCACUCGUUGAUGUAGUGGAAAACUUGAUUAAGGAAAUCUUCAGGUUCAGUACUGAGGUGUUCCCUUGCGUUUUCAACUUCGUCUGAUGUUGAGCAAAGAGCAUUUGGUACAGCUAGCAGAAAGCGGUCGAUCAAGCCUUGUCCUUGGUCCAUUCUUGCGAUUAGUUGCAAGUUGCUCGGCUGCAUUUGGCAUUUGCGUGCAGCCGAGGAUAGCGAAAGGAGUGUUGGCUGGAAUAUCUCGGUUGCGUUCUGUGGAGUAUGUGUAAGAACACGCUUCGCCGGAAAAAAGUUUACAUGGUAACAUCGCGUCACCACUCGCGUUGUCUUCAUAAUUUUUGAGCAGUUUAUUGAGGACGUCAUAGAUUUCAGGAGAGACAAUGAAGGUUGAUUGCUUCGUUGAAAUGUGUUUAACCAAGCCGGAGGAAGUAGGUCUGUCAAGAAUGAAGCUGCUCAAUUCGUUGUCCAACAAAGAUGCAAGGGGUCCCAAACAACCGUGUUGAAUUGCUGACGAUUUUCCAGUGCCGGGGUAACCGACAAAUAUCGUGUAAAUGUUCAUCGGUUUCUCGUGAGUAGCAGUGGCAACUCUGCAACCAUUUUUCGCUGACAAGAAAGCUGUUGUUGAAAGCAGGGCAGGUACGAUGUAUCCAAUGGAGCUAUUGAUGGACGAAGCUUUGUGGCGUAGAAAGGUCUCCAUAUCAUCACGAAAAAGUUGUUGGAAAAUGUACGGGACAUCUGAUAUUCUUUUCUGCAGCUGCGUCCAUGUGACUUCGUGUUGCCGAGCAAAUUUUUGUGAGAGGAUUUUUCGUUGCCAUAUCGAUUAUCGAAGUUACUGUAUAUACGUAUAAGUGAAUCGUUAAAGAGUCAAAGCUGUUAUGGUGACAGAUCUGUGAAUAUUUUUAGUUGAGACGCCAAAAUUUGCAAUAUGAUAUGCGUGAUAUGACUGUUAAUGCAUUUAUCUCAAAAGUAAUGCGCAUUUUAGUGUCACUUAAUACCAGAGUUACAUAUGACAAUAGAUGACACUUGCAUGGUUUUAAAGAGACUGCUAUACUCAAUAAAAUAUUGUUUGAAUUUUCAUAUGGAGAAGGCGGUUCAAGUGUGCGUUAAAUCUACCAAAACGUGGAAGAAAAACACCGAAACGCAAACAGUGAUUUCAUCUUUAGAAGUGAAAAGCGUGGGUACACAGUGUGGGGGAGAAAAGCAUGACAGUUACAAUCGUGAGGAAAAGUUGAAACACUGGACGUAUGAUCUUUUAAGAGACGAAGUUCUCAGAAGCAAAGAGGAAAUCAUACAAUGGUGUAUGGAUGAAGGACUAAUUGCAAAAAGUCGACUCUGCUGUCACUGUGACCUUCCAAUGAAACUUGUUAAAUGCGAGGACCGCUCUGAUAAGUACAAAUGGGAAUGCCGUAAAAGCGUGAAUGGCAAGAGGAACAAGGUCGAGAUAUCAAUUCGGAAAGGCAGCUGGUUUGAAAAAAGCAACAUGACCCUCGAAGAAGUGUUGAAGUUUACUUAUUGGUGGUGCCGUGAUGUGAGACAAGAGGAAAUACGACAUGAGUUGAAUAUUGCCGCUCAUACAGCAGUUGACUGGGAUAGCUUUUGUCGAGAAACGUGCGAAGUUACACUUAUGGAACGCGAACAUCCAAUUGGCGGUCCUGGCAAGAUUGUGCAGAUUGACGAAAGCAAAUUUGGAAAGAGAAAGUAUCAUCGUGGACAUCGUGUGGAAGGUCAGUGGGUCUUUGGGGGAAUCGAGGAGGAGUCAAGAAGAAGUUUUAUGGUAGCCGUGGAAAAAAGAGACGAGUCCACGUUAUUACCGAUAAUUGAAAGGCAUAUUGCGAAAGGCUCAAUUAUAGUAUCAGACUGUCGGAAAGCGUAUAUAAACUUAGAAAAACAUGGGUAUGAACAUCGCUUAGUGAACCAUUCCAAAGAGUUUGUUAACAAUGAUGGAGAUCAUACGAACAAAAUUGAAGGGCACUGGAGGCAGGCCAAAUGCAAAAUGCCAUCGUUUGGUGUUCGAAAGAUUGCGUUUUCUUCUUACUUAGCUGAGUUUUUGUGGCGUUACGAACAUAAGGGAAAAGACUUGUUUUCAACGUUUCUUUGGGAUGUUAAAAAAAUUUAUUGUGAAUUUUGAAGUGUUGUAAAAUAUGUGAUAUAGUUGAAAUUGGUUUUGAAAUAUAAAAAGCAAAUACAGUAAUAUAUAGAUUUGUGCAGUGCAUGGUGUUAAAUUUCAGUAUUGUUGUAGUUUAUACGCAUCGUUCGUGUUUAUAAGUUUAUAUGCAUGGACAUCGUUCGUGUAUAUAAGUUGAUAAGAAGAUAUCUUAUUAUUGUCGUAGUUUAUAUGCAUCUUUCGUGUUUAUAUUGGAAUUAGGUUUUUAAAGAACGAGGCAAUAAGAUGUGGUAUUAUUGUCGUAGUUUAUACAUUGCCGUAGUUUAUACAUUGUCGUAGUUUAUAUGCAUCGUGUUUAUAAGUGGAAUGAGGUUUUUAAAGAACGAGGCAAUUAUAAGAUAUGGUAUUUAUUGUCGUAGUUCAUACGCAUCGUCUAACUUCGUAGCCACGUAUCCGCGUAUCCAAUAAAUACUACGUACAUAUAUCUUAUCAUUACGUCAUUUUCAAUUACACUGCACGUCAUGAGUCAAUUUAAUCUAUUGAUGUUCUCCGCUGACAAUUUUCCUUGCUUAAGUUCGGACCACGUAUCCGCGUACCAGUGAAAUGGUAGCUGCAUGAUAUAUUAUUACUAGUGGACGGGUAUUCUGCAAUUUAGCCGCUUUAAUAGCUCUUUCAAUAUUUGCCAUUGAAUAUAAUUUAAUAGUUGUGCGAUUUAAAGCACCUUUAAACGUAUAAAAAACCAUUUUGUAUACUAUAUUCUGAUGAGAAUCUGUUCAACAAAAUAUAUCGAUUGUGAGCGUGUGCCCGCGCGAAUUUAGUAAGCGGAACAAACAUAAGCAAUAAAAGCGCAUGCGCCAUUUAUCUCAUUUUGGAUAAAAAAAUUCGAUUUCCUCAGAGUCAUGCCACUACCUAACUCGCGAACAGGCAUACUCUGGGAACGAGAUUGUGUCAUAAGAUGAACAGAAACGAAGAUAUGAAGGUUGUAUUUGUAGUAAAUUACAGUAUAUGGCGCGUCAACAGGUUGCAGUGGAAUUUUUGUCUAUUUCACUUGUUUAGGCCACAUAAAAUAAAUUCCUUGAUUCUCAUCACUACACUUUGAAAAUGUCGAAGAGGCGGGAGGUUUAUAUUUUAUAUUUAUAUAAUUUAUAUAUCAAUAAAUAAAAAGUAAUUCCUAACAUUUAAUAUUUCUGUGAUUUCCAAAGCGAAGUGUCACAAACCGAAAUAAACAUAUUUCUCCACGAACAAUGACUGAACCCUUGAACUGAAUGCGAAGUUCCUUUAAAAUGCAAUGAAAUUUCUUUCAAGGUUCUAUUUGUUUGAAAUUGGCAGUUUAAAAUGGCACUAAAAACCCAAUAUAAAAUAUAAAAAACUUAACUGUCUUGAAAUAUUUUGUCGGGCGGUACAUUUAUAUUGUAUAACAAAAUAUAAAAAAUUUUCACGCGGCUCUUAGGGACAAGUCAUUAUUAAUGCCGGAUAGGGGGCCGGAGGAAAUUUUUAUGAAUAGCAAAAAUUUUUCAUGACCCCUUAUUUUUCUAACAAAAUCAUUAUAUCCCCCCCCCCCUUAUUGAGGCAACAUAUUUCAUAGCCCCCCUUCCCCCCCGCAAUUCUGAAUUCAAUGAAUGUAAGUCAGUUUCGUAAGCAUUUUUCCUGCCCUCAUACUCAGUUUACUUGCAGCUGUAAAGAAUAUUGUAAAUAUUGAAAAUGAUAGCCAAGGUGGACCAGGGCCUUUUUUUAAGGAUUUUCCCGUGGGGGGGGGGGGCAUUUUUUGAAAAGGGACCUUUCUGUGAGAUAACAUAUUAGAGGGGGAUAGCAAUGGCUGAAAGCCACGUGUGUGGUAAAUAUACCACGGAAAUGUCAUUUCCUGCAUUCUGAGCAUCCAAAUUUGCUCCAAAAUUUAUCCUAACUAUACUUGUAUUUGAAAUAAAUAAAGGAAGAAACGCACAAAAAGUAACAAAAAAUUAACCAUCAUUUAUGAUUACUUAUUAGAGGAUAGCAAUGGUCAGGUGUAUGGGGGUGUACUCCCCCAGAAAAUUUUUGAAAUUUGAACCACGGAAUUAAUGCCAUUUCUUGCAUUCUGAGCAUCCAAAUUUGCUCUAAAAUUUAUGCUAACUAUAGUUGUAUUUAAAAUAAAAGAUGGAAAAAUGCACAAAAAGUAAAAAAGAAUAUUAACUGUAAUUUAUCAUUACUUAUUAGAGGGAUAAUCCCAAGAAAAUUUUUGAAAUUUGAAACCGUGAAAUUUCAUGCAUUCUGAGCAUCCAAAAGAUAAAAAAAUAUUAACAAUCAUGGCUUAGUGGUAAAAAAAGUAACAAUUUAAAUCGAUUUUGUUAAACAAGAACAGAGGAUAAAGCCUAAAACUUACUUUCCGUUUAUCUAUUUGUUAAUCUUCGCUGGAUUGUUUGUUAUAAUUUUAGGAAAAAGGGACUUUUCCUGGGGGGGGGGAUGUGAUUUC